Molecule: messenger RNA, 4799 nt
Organism: Phyllostomus hastatus (greater spear-nosed bat)
Lineage: Eukaryota; Metazoa; Chordata; Mammalia; Chiroptera; Phyllostomidae
Gene: DGKB
Product: diacylglycerol kinase beta
Exons: 26
Coding region: 479-2887 (802 amino acids)
Biological process (GO): intracellular signal transduction; diacylglycerol metabolic process; lipid phosphorylation
Cellular component (GO): plasma membrane
Molecular function (GO): ATP-dependent diacylglycerol kinase activity; calcium ion binding
Source: RefSeq, a predicted model, not a curated record
GCAGCCUGUGUUGUUGAUUGGAAGUGCAUUUUCAUCUUAGACACAGUUAGAAUGGGCCGUGUGGUCUGGAAGGGGGUGGAAGUAGGGAGGAGGAGAUGCUGUGAGCAGAGUUCUUGAAGCUCCACUCCUUUGGGGAAGCCGAGCAGUGAGGGAGCGUUCUUACUGAGCAGAGAGCCUGCGACUUGGGAAGGAUCCUGAUACCUAGCUGCCUAGUCCCAGUUCCUCUCCGGAAAAGCAGUUGCUCUCCCUUCAGAGAUGCGCCCAGCCUUCGCCUGCAUCACACUGCAUGGUUUAAUGUGUUAUUGAAACUACAAACUUACAGCCACGGUGGUUUCAUGUUGACAGAUCGCAUAUUUUGAAAGCUUGAGGUAUUUUAUUAUAAAACAUGCCUGGUGGAAAAUUUAAAGCAUAGGAUUCUGCCAAACACCUGGAUAAAGAAUUCCUCACCUGGUAUGUUAGAGAACUCGACACCAUCACCAUGACAAACCAGGAAAAGUGGGCCCACCUGAGCCCCUCAGAAUUUUCUCAACUUCAGAAAUAUGCUGAGUAUUCUACAAAGAAAUUAAAGGAUGUUCUUGAAGAAUUCCAUGGUAAUGGUGUGCUUGCAAAGUAUAAUCCAGAAGGGAAACAAGACAUUCUUAACCAAACAAUAGAUUUUGAAGGUUUCAAGCUAUUUAUGAAGACGUUCUUAGAAGCCGAGCUCCCCGAUGAUUUCACGGCGCACCUUUUCAUGUCGUUCAGCAACAGGUUCCCUCAUUCCAGUCCCAAUGUCAAAAGUAAGCCUGCUCUGCUUUCCGGGGGUCUGAGAAUGAACAAAGGCGCCAUCACACCCCCUCGUACUUCCCCUGCAAACACGUGUUCCCCUGAAGUAAUCCAUCUGAAGGACAUCGUCUGUUACCUGUCCCUCCUGGAAAGAGGACGACCUGAGGACAAACUGGAGUUUAUGUUUCGCCUCUAUGACACGGAUGGGAAUGGCUUCCUGGACAGCUCGGAACUAGAAAACAUCAUUAGUCAGAUGAUGCACGUCGCCGAGUACCUUGAAUGGGAUGUCACUGAACUUAAUCCAAUCCUUCAUGAAAUGAUGGAAGAAAUCGACUAUGAUCACGAUGGGACGGUUUCUCUGGAGGAAUGGAUCCAAGGAGGCAUGACAACAAUCCCGCUUCUUGUGCUCCUAGGCUUGGAAAACAACGUGAAAGAUGAUGGACAGCAUGUGUGGAGACUCAAGCACUUUAACAAACCUGCCUACUGCAAUCUCUGCCUGAACAUGCUGAUCGGGGUGGGGAAGCAGGGCCUCUGCUGCUCCUUUUGCAAGUACACAGUGCACGAGCGCUGUGUGGCCAGAGCGCCUCCUUCUUGCAUCAAGACCUACGUGAAGUCCAAGAAGAACACUGACGUCAUGCACCAUUACUGGGUGGAAGGCAACUGCCCAACCAAGUGUGAUAAGUGCCAUAAAACCGUCAAGUGUUACCAGGGCCUCACUGGACUGCAUUGUGUUUGGUGUCACAUCACACUGCAUAAUAAAUGUGCUUCUCAUCUAAAACCUGAAUGUGACUGCGGGCCCUUGAAGGACCACAUUUUGCCACCCACAACAAUCUGUCCAGUGGUACUGACUCUGCCCACUUCAGGAGGUUCAGUCCCUGAGGAAAGACAAGUGACAGUGAAAAAGGAAAAGGGUGGCUCCCAGCAGCCGAACAAAGGGACUGACAAGAACAAAAUGCAGAGAGCCAACUCAGUUACUGUGGAUGGGCAAGGUCUGCAGAUCACUCCUGUUCCUGGCACCCAUCCGCUUUUAGUUUUCGUAAACCCCAAAAGUGGCGGGAAGCAAGGAGAAAGAAUUUACAGAAAAUUCCAAUAUCUACUAAAUCCUCGUCAGGUUUACAGUCUUGCUGUAAAUGGACCAAUGCCAGGGUUAAACUUUUUCCGUGACGUCACUGACUUCAGAGUGCUCGCCUGCGGGGGAGACGGGACCGUGGGGUGGAUUUUGGACUGCAUAGAAAAGGCUAAUGUAGUCAAGCACCCUCCAGUUGCCAUUCUGCCUCUUGGGACCGGUAAUGAUCUAGCAAGAUGCCUGCGAUGGGGAGGAGGUUAUGAAGGUGAAAAUCUGAUGAAAAUCCUAAAAGACAUUGAAAACAGCACUGAAAUCAUGUUGGACAGGUGGAUGUUUGAAGUCAUCCCCAACGAUAAAGAUGAGAAGGGAGACCCAGUGCCUUACAGCAUCAUCAAUAAUUACUUUUCCAUUGGCGUGGACGCCUCCAUUGCACACAGAUUCCACAUCAUGAGAGAAAAACACCCAGAGAAAUUCAACAGUAGAAUGAAGAACAAAUUUUGGUAUUUUGAGUUUGGCACAUCUGAAACUUUCUCAGCCACCUGCAAGAAGCUACAUGAAUCUGUAGAAAUAGAAUGUGAUGGAGUACAGAUAGACUUAAUAAACAUCUCUCUGGAAGGAAUUGCUAUUUUGAAUAUACCAAGCAUGCAUGGAGGAUCCAAUCUUUGGGGAGAGUCUAAGAAAAGAAGAAGCCAUCGCCGGAUAGAGAAAAAAGGGGCUGACAAAAGGACCACACUCACGGAUGCCAAAGAGUUGAAGUUUGCAAGUCAAGAUCUGAGCGAUCAGCUGCUGGAGGUGGUUGGCUUGGAAGGAGCCAUGGAGAUGGGGCAAAUAUACACAGGACUAAAGAGUGCCGGGCGGCGGCUGGCGCAGUGCUCCUCUGUGGUCAUCAGGACUAGCAAGUCGUUGCCGAUGCAGAUCGACGGGGAACCCUGGAUGCAGACCCCGUGCACAAUAAAAAUUACACACAAGAACCAAGCCCCGAUGCUGAUGGGUCCUCCUCCAAAAACUGGGUUGUUCUGCUCCCUCGUCAAAAGAACAAGGAACAUAAGCAAGGAAUAACCGCAUAUUGUUUCCAUUCUCAGACCUAAUUAGCAUAUUUGGGCCAUGGAACACUUACGCUGGGAAUCUUUGAAUCAUUUCAACUCUCCUGCUCAUGCAAAAUCAUGGAAUUCGUCUAAAAUUCAUCUAACAGUUUUUGUUACUGAGUUAAUGUAAAAUUCAUCUAUUAGAAAAUUUGUCUCAGUUUUUACAGACAUCUAUGCAUGAAGAAAGCAGAAGUUUACAUGAAGUGAUAUUGCAAAUUUUUGUUGCAUGCAUUCCCAUAGAUUUUUAUGUCUCCUACCCAUUCCUCCUGCAAUUUCCAUUUCCUAUCUGUGAUAAAAAAAAACAAACUUGUAAACAUAAAAAAGGAUACCAAGGGGAAUGUGAUUCUCAGUGUGAUGUCAGUUAUCAGUAAGCACUGAUGAGUAAUGCUAUGUGAUCAAAACUGCAGAUUGCUCUACUUCUCUCCCUUUUAGAGUCAGUGUAUCAAUAGUCUUUGGCCUAUGACUUGAGGAGAAAAUUUUAACUGAAAGAUUUUAUUAAAUAGUUGUAUAUGAUACCUUGCUGUAUCUAAGUAAUUUUUCUUUAACUUCUUAGUGCUUCUGAGUGGAACUUAAAAUAUCAGGCAUAAAAUUUUCUUGUGCUGAAAAAUAGAAAGUGGUCUUUAUUUUGUUUAGCUUUGUGUUUAAUUCCAGAAAUAAGUGAAAACAUGUUACUUCGCAGUGAAGUGUGGUAAUAUGACAAGCCUUAUUCCUUUCUGCAUGUAAUCCUAGGAGAUUAUUCAUAAUCACACCAGUAACCAAAUAGAUGUUUUAAACUACGUGCCUAAUAAACUGUGUUUCCCACCAAAGAUUCAGAAAAAGAUGCGUGAGAGAAAUGUUUUAAUGCAUAAUUAAUUGGGGAGAAAAUUUAUGGCUCUUAUGAUUAAUUUUUUGAUGACUAAAACUCUGGAAGAGAGUGAAUUACCAAUUAAUUAUAAUUAAAAUUCUCACCUUUCAGAGACAGGCCAUACAACACAAUCAAAGCUCAGUAUUACUAACUUAACAAGGGUUAGAUAUAAAAAGCUGAGUUCUUGCUCUUUUUUUAUUUUUUUGGUCUUUUAUAAAUAUAAGUGUCUAUUAUCGGUAAUAGAUCAUUCAGUAUACUUAAGAAAGUAAAUGAUUGUAUCAGCUCCUUUCUUAUAUAAAUUGGUGCCUGUAAUGAUCCUGAGCUCAUGGAAGCAAGUAAUGCCCCCUCACCUGCUCCACUGCCAUCUCUAUGACAUUUCAAAUGUUUAUUUGCAAAUAAUGGCCUCAAUCAUUGUUUAAGAUACUCAUGGCAUGGUUGGAUUCUCUGACUGUUUAAAGAAAUUGUGGAAUAGUCCUUUUCUUACUGUUUCAUUUAUUCUGUGAUACAAACAGAAACGCUUUCCUGAGCAAUUUGGUAUUGUUCAUUCAUAUUGACCUGCAUCUCAUCAUCGCAUGUUUUGCAUUUUCAAACAUGCCACAAGGAAGAUAAGUGUUUGAAAUGCAUGAUUUAUUAGUUUCUCCCUCCACUCUGCAUUAAAGUACUAAUGAUUUAUCAGUUCUGUUUUUUUAUUGAUUCAUUCAUCUUUGAAUAACAAAUAGCAUUUAGUGAUUCUGUUGAACACAAUCCUGUGCAUGGAUUUAUGGAUUUCAAGUAAAAUUGCUAUAAUUUCUGUUCUUUGCUUUGAAAACUCAACUGAGUGCUUUAUAUCAAAUAGCUACUCUCAAGAAAUGUGCUAUAAGGAAAGAUUAUGUAUAAAGCAUAUUCUUUUAGUGUUCCAGGAACAUUAAAUGGUAAAUAUCAAUCAACAAUAAAUUUAACUGCUUUGAAAAUAAAAGCUUUUGAAUUAAGACAUAAUUUAGCAUUCCCAGGAAAAUUAUUAUUAUAAUUAUAAUUAUAAUUAUAAAUGUAGUGCCAUGAUUGC